Molecule: messenger RNA, 4516 nt
Organism: Tyto alba (common barn owl)
Lineage: Eukaryota; Metazoa; Chordata; Aves; Strigiformes; Tytonidae
Gene: DCAF13
Product: DDB1 and CUL4 associated factor 13
Exons: 11
Coding region: 97-1434 (445 amino acids)
Biological process (GO): maturation of SSU-rRNA from tricistronic rRNA transcript (SSU-rRNA, 5.8S rRNA, LSU-rRNA)
Cellular component (GO): small-subunit processome; nucleolus
Molecular function (GO): protein binding
Source: RefSeq, a predicted model, not a curated record
GAGGGGGGAGGAGGAGCGGCGUCGCGCGAGAACAGCCCGCGCGGCGCGUCCGGUGACGCGCAGGGGCGGGAGCGGCGUGGUGCGCGGAGGGCGAGGAUGCGGGUCAAGGUGCUGAGCCGCAACCCCGACGACUAUGUCCGCGACACGAAGCUGGACCUGCAGCGCGUUCCAAGAAACUAUGACCCUGUGCUGCAUCCAUUUGAAGUUCCACGAGAGUACACAAGAGCUCUGAAUGCAACAAAGCUAGAACGUGUGUUUGCAAAACCCUUUCUUAGCUCACUUGAUGGCCACAGAGAUGGAGUUAAUUGCAUGGCCAAACAUCCAAAGAGUUUGUCUACAGUGCUGUCUGGAGCUUGUGAUGGAGAGGUUAAAAUUUGGAACUUGACCAAACGACAGUGUAUUCGUACUAUACAGGCCCAUGAAGGCUUUGUUCGAGGCAUGUGUGCUCGUUUCUGUGGUACAUCAUUCUUUACUGUUGGUGAUGACAAAACUGUGAAGCAGUGGAAAAUGGAGAGCCCAGAAUAUGGAGAAGAAGAAGAACCUAUUCAUACAAUUCUUGGAAAGACAGUGUAUACAGGCAUUGAUCACCACUGGAAGGAAGCUGUUUUUGCCACCUGUGGCCAUCAGGUGGACAUUUGGGAUGAGCAAAGGACAAGUCCCAUGUGUUCUCUGACCUGGGGUUUUGACAGCAUAAGCAGUGUAAAAUUUAAUCCCAUUGAGACAUACCUUUUGGGAAGCUGUGCUUCUGACAGAAAUAUUGUGCUAUAUGAUAUGAGAAAAUCAACUCCAUUAAAGAAGGUUAUCUUGAACAUGAGGACAAAUACACUGUGUUGGAACCCCAUGGAAGCUUUUGUUUUUACCGCAGCAAAUGAAGAUUACAACUUAUAUACUUUUGAUAUGCGCUUUCUUGAAUCACCUGUGAUCGUGCAUAUGGAUCACGUGUCUGCUGUUCUUGAUGUGGAUUAUUCACCUACUGGGAAAGAAUUUGUGUCUGCCAGCUUUGAUAAGUCUGUCCGCAUUUUUCCUGUAGACAAAGGUCACAGCAGGGAGGUAUAUCAUACAAAACGAAUGCAGCACGUCAUCACUGUAAAAUGGACUUCAGAUAACAAAUAUAUUCUCUGUGGCUCAGAUGAGAUGAAUAUUCGUCUGUGGAAAGCUAAUGCUUCUGAAAAACUAGGAGUGCUUGCACCACGAGAGAAGGCAGCUAUGAAUUACAAUCAGAAGCUGAAGGAGAAGUUCCAGUAUCACCCAAAGAUCAGACGCAUAGCUCAACACCGUCACUUACCUAAAAGUAUAUUUUGCCAAAUCAAGGAGCAACGUAUCAUGAAAGAAGCUCGUCGGCGAAAGGAACUGAAUCGUCGUAAGCACAGCAAACCAGGAUCUAUGCCAUUUGUGUCAGAGAGGAAGAAGCAUAUUGUGGCAGUAGUGAAAUAACUGUUUUCACAUGUACAAAAUGUCACAGUGAAAGAAAAUUUCACUAUUGAAUGAAUCCACUGUACAAAAUUUGAUGGACAUUGGUAAUACAGCAUACGGCUCCAGAAAUGUGGCUUUUCUUCCAAGUAUACAAAUGCUCUGAUUUCUCAAGUCAUCGUCUGCUUUGGGUAGUCAUAAGAAUUGGCCCUGUCAUUUUUUUUAUUGCCUUUUGCCUGUCUGAUGUUACUGGCCCAAUGCUGUGUAUUGUGGUGGAGUUUGACCCUUUUGAUAUAAGCAGGUAACUUGGUGGUUGGUGGAGGAUAUCUGUAGUUCCAAUCCUAUUCAUUGAUACUGUAAUUACAAAAGAAGGAUGAAACAGAUUCAGAUUUGUCAGAGGCAAAAAAUCUUUGUUCCAUACAGAGUUAUAAAAUCAGUUGUCCUUAUGCUAUGGUGUGUUGGUUUUUUUGUUUAUUUGUUUAAACUAAUCUAAUAAAGUAAACAAGUGUCCUUAGGGCAGUGGACUAAAUCUUGAUUAUUCCAACUGACAAAUAUACCGAAUUAUAUUUAUUACUGUACAAUCUAUUAUUUUUCUUCAAUCCAAAGAAAUUCAGCAAGGUUCUCAGACAUACGUAAACUUACUUAUAGUUUUGUUCUGUCUUAACUGUUGUUACGUGACUUGGCAAAACUUCAGACUGUUGAAGUUGCUGAUAUUAAUAAUUACAUAGUUGAAUAAAUAUCUUUAGCUUAUUUAAAACUUCUAAAAUCUGGAUGAAAGAUGACAUAAAUUGUAUAGGGCACAGAAACUUCUUUAAGUGAGAUUCAUUACAAGCCUUCUAUUUUAAGUUUAUAUAAAAAAAUAAAAACUUCACAUUUCACAAGGUACCUGAAGCCCAAAGUUCUUUUAGUGUUUGGGAAAUUCUCUGCUUCUCUUCCUGUGGGAUAGACUUAUCUUUUUACUGAAGACAGUAAGAUGAUUGGAAAACUAUGCUGGAAUUCAGCUAGGCCUUCUAGGCUGAAGGCUUCUCUUGCAGAAAGAUGAGAUAUGUAAUAACCAUAAGCUUUGCUUAAAUUAUUUUUUUAAGCCUUUGCACUGCUAUGCAGUCUGUAACUACACUCCCCUUCGCCCCAAGAUAAUGCACAAAAUAUGAACUCAAUUAGAAUAAACUUUAUGGUUUAACUUUUUUUUUUUUAUUCUGAAAAUUGAGCACUUGCCUUCUUAUAGCAUCCUGUUUAAUGUUUUCUACUGACACUAACAUCCAUAUGUAUUUCUAGUUCUUAAUCUUUCACUCGUCUCUUCCAGCACUGUUUGGGCAAGAUUCCUGGAUCAUCAUGGCACAAUUAUGGCUGUUUCGUGAUAAGAGGCCAUAAUGUAUCUUUUACUCUCUGGAUCACUUAGCUUAUGGGGUGGUGCAGGAAGAGAAGCAGAUCUGAAGAGCUAUAAGUAGGAUGAUGAGAAGCAGUGGAACAGAUCAGGGAAUAGACUGAUGCUGGCUGUGUGCCUGUUGUUCUAAUGCAGUGCACUCUGUGCCAAAUACAGUUUAUUUCCUUCCUGAAACACUGAGAAAAUUGAGGGAGAAUGUGCGGUCCAAAGUAUGGCUUGUGACACAGCUGUAGUCAAGUCUUGCACGAUUUGCAAAACCAGACUAAUCUUCUGGAAUGCGAUUAAAAAUUUUCAGCCUUGUCAGUUUAGCUUGAGUUGAUGUAGUUGGUUGUUGAUUUGUUGAGUCAUGAUAACCUCUGGUGUGAACAAGCCCUGCCACUUGGCAUUUAUUACCUUUGGUGCAGAUGAAUGUAACUAGAAAGCUUUCAGUUCUGAAGUUAGUUUGGUUACAGUGUGGUAUUGGUGUUGAGCUCCACUGCACAAGCCAUGUCCAAAGGAUCUCUGUGUUCAGAGACCUCUGUGCGCUGUUGCCUUCAGACAGGCCCCCAAGUGGAGCAACUCAGAGGACCAGGGUUGGCUGAAAAUGUUGCUAGAGAGAUUGUAACAGCAUGCUGAAAAAAGGAAUUUUAAAGUUAGGAGGGUACUGGGAUGCUGUGUAUUUGUGUAUUAAUUCCUUUCUCAAAUUCAAUGGGUCUGGUCUUGUACAGAGACACAGGUCUUGUCAUCAAGUGGAGCACCCUCUUAGCAUUCCAGGAAAAAGCCUGUUUUCCAAAAUCAGGUCUUGCUAUGAUUUCUAGAAAUGUGUUAGUUGUAAAACCAGUGUAGAUGUGGGCUGGGGCUUUCUGGUUAGAAGUCAGUCAUUUGGAAUUUUGCAGGUGGUGUUUGCAGUCUGUCUAUUCAGAGGAUCUCUGACCAUGUAUUUGUGUGCUGUUGGGCUAGCUGCUGUUGGUUUGUCCCUUUUGGAAACCCUUGCAGUUGGUCUCCAACACUUUUUCUGGCCGUCCACCAAAAAUACAUAAUUCUCAUGGUAGGGGUUUUUUUAAACUUAUUUACUUAAAUAUAGUAGUUGCCAAGUGGUAGCUCUGCUUGCAAAAAGUGCUCAUACGAGCCUGUCACAGGCCAUCACUGAAAUGGUUUAGAAAUUACCCUGAAGGAACUAGAGCUCUUAAUUUUUUUUUUAUUUGGUGAUUUGGUUUUUUAUUUUUUUCCCCUCAGUGAUUUGAGAGGUGUAAUCAGGACUCAUCUUAAUCACCUUAAAGGAGUUAUCAAAUUUCCUGAAAUCAAUAUAUGCAAAAAGAAUAUGGAUACAUGCAUCUGCAUGUAUGUGUACCCAGGUGUAUGUAAAAAAAUCCUUAGCGUCACAUAAGAUACUGAAAAUAUAAGGAAACUGUUAAUGAUUGCCUUCAAAAUUUUGGUGUGGAUGACAGGAAAAAAAAAGGGAGAUGAUGAACUAUUUUAUAAAGCAUAUGCAGUGCCUACAUGCCUGCUUAUUCAAAAAAGAUAACUUCUGUAUAUAUUCUUACUCUGAGAAGAUAUUUAAAGACUGUUUUGAAAGAGAAAUAACUUCUUUGAUACAGAAAUAUCUAAAUCAGUAUUCAUAGCAUUGGUGAGUUUUAGCUGUUUCAUGAUAAAGCAUCUGUGGAGUCAUCAACAUUUUAUUCCUGUUUUAUUACAGCCAGGCUAUGUAAUGAUACAGGUACUUGAAUAAAAUAAUUUCUUUUA